Messenger RNA from Dichotomopilus funicola, 3757 nucleotides. RefSeq lists its product as uncharacterized. Lineage: Eukaryota; Fungi; Ascomycota; Sordariomycetes; Sordariales; Chaetomiaceae. The annotation marks the transcript as partial. The record is from RefSeq and is a predicted model, not a curated record. Gene Ontology annotation, molecular function: protein binding. The transcript is spliced from 3 exons.
AUGGCGACCCGGGUCAACGAGAAGGGUUUCACGGUGCUGUAUGAAGCUCCGCAGGCAGCGGUCGAUCUCGUGUUUGUCCAUGGAUUUACUGGGCACCCCAAGGACACUUGGACGCUCAAGCUCAAAAAGCAACGCAAGAAUUCGGCAAAGCGGCAUGGCGAAGACGAUGAGGUCGGAGAUGGAGCGAGGCCUUCCAAGAGGUUGAGAAUGCCAUCUUUCGGCCGACGCCCAUCAACCCUCCACUCCACAGUGGCAUCGGCCCCAGCAUCCCCAGGUUCCAGCCGCACACCGACGGUGGACGGCACAAAUGGCAGAGCCCAAGCCGGAUCUGAAGGGCAACGACCGAAAGAGGUCUACUGGCCGGCAGACCUCGCUUGCCAGACAAUCCCCAACUCCCGGAUCCUGACUUACGGGUACGACACCAAUGUUCGGCACUGGUUCCAGGGCCCAGUGAGCAAGAAAACGAUUUAUGACCAUGCUUGGGACAUGCUCUACUCCCUCGAGGCUUUUCGAAGAGACCCAAACGAGGAACGCCGACCCAUAGUUUUCAUCGCCCACAGUCUUGGUGGUAUCGUAGUAAAGGAAGCCCUUCGGAGCGCCCAAGCGUGUCAGCCAUUGAAGCCUCAUAUCUACGGUAUACUCAAAGCCACGUCAUCAAUCAUCUUCUUCGGCACUCCGCACGGUGGGGCAGAUCCCCGAAACGUCUUCCACCAUAUCCUUGCUGCUUCAUAUCAGGCGUGCGGCGGUCAAGUCAACCCGCAGAUCGUCAAUGCGCUCAUGCCGGAUUCCGAACGCCUAAAAGAACUGAGAGAAGAGUUUCCGGUCAUAUGUCAAGCACAAGGCUGGGCGCUUUAUUCAUUUCAAGAGGAAUACGGCGUCAAGGCCCUCUUCGGAACCACUGUGGUGAAGGACCAGUCUUCUUGUCUUAACAUUCCCACCCUCGAGACACGCCAGUUCAUUUCAAGCGAUCACAUGGACAUGUGCCGCUUCCACGGGCUCCAAGACCCCGAAUACAUCAAGGUUGCGGCCGCCAUGGCGCGCAUUAUGGAGACGAUUGAAGCGAGAUCCCAAGCUACACCUGCUACAGACUCGGAACGCAUCAAUCGCGGACUCCCUGUCGUCGAAAACGAACACCUUCCUCCGGGACAAGAAACUCGAUACAAGGGCUGGAGGGCCGCCGAGUCCAUCACCCAGGAGACCAAGUCGGCGCUUAUCGAGCAGCUUUACUUCACCAAAAUCGAUGAGCGCUUGACAAAUCUCACGACCGCCCAGGGAAAGACCUGCCGCUGGUUUCUUAGCAAGCCAGAAUACACAUCCUGGCGCAAUCCCGCCAACCAGCCCGACAACGGUGGCUUCCUCUGGAUUAGGGGCAACCCUGGCACUGGGAAGUCUAUCUUGAUGAAGCUCCUCUUCGAAGAUGUGAAGUCAAAAAUAAAGCACGAUCCUUCACAAAUUGUUCUCUCUUUCUUUUUCCUCGCACGGGGUGAGCUCGACGAGAAGUCGACUCCGGGGUUGUACCGCUCUCUUCUUCACCAGCUAUUUCAGAUGGCACCAGACCUGAAAGACAGUCUGGAGUGGAUGACGGCCGAUGGCGCGAGGGGGAUCCAAACUAAUGGCUGGAAUGAAGAGGCGCUGAAACGGACGCUCCACCAUGCCAUUCUUAAGCUUGGGAGUCGGCGGUUGACCAUAUUUGUUGAUGCCCUGGACGAAUGCGACGACAACCAAGCGAAAGAGAUGGUUUUCUUUUUUGAGGAGCUCUGUGAUUCGGCGCAGGAUUCGCAGGUUCGGCUAGAUAUCUGCUUUUCGAGCCGGCACUAUCCGCUUAUCACUAUCAAGAAGGGCACCGAGUUGACGCUGGAAGACGAAGUCGGGCACAAGGAGGACAUUCAAUCCUACAUCAAGGCAAAACUCAGACUGAAAAACACCAAAGCCGCCCAAACGCUCCAAGCCGAAAUCCUCGAGAAAUCCUCACUGAUUUUUCUCUGGGUCGCCCUCGUUGUCGACAUCCUCAACUCGGAGUACCCGGGCAAGCCCAUUGAAAAGAUGCGCCAGCGUCUUAAGGAAAUUCCCCCGAAGUUGGCCGACCUGUUCGAGAUGAUUCUCACCCGAGACGAGGAAGAUCCGAAGCUGCUGAAGAUCUGCCUGCAAUGGAUCCUCUUUGCGACCCGUCCCCUGAAACCUCAGGAGCUCUACUUCGCCGUCCAGUUUGGCCUCAAGGAAGGGCCCUGUUCCGGACGGUGGGACCCAGAAACUGUGGACUUGGAUGAGAUGAAGGCUUUUGUAAGACACUCCUCCAAGGGCCUGGCAGGGGUCACGCGGGGCAAAUCGUCCGAGGUCCAGUUUAUCCAUGAGUCGGUCCGUGACUUCUUGCUGGGAAAAUCCGGAGCCAGUCAGUGGUCCGGGGCUAUUUUCAGUGGCAACUUCGAGGGGCAGAGCCACGAAGUGUUGAGGGAUUGUUGUUUGGCCCAGCUCGAAACAGAUAUGGAUCUUGAGCUAUCGGGGAGUCAUCCUUCGGAAGAGAGUUUUGAAGUUGCACAAACACAGCUUCGCGCGGACCUUCCCUUGAGGUUCCCGCUUCUCGAAUAUUCCCUGCGCAACAUCCUCCAGCAUGCCAACAGUGCCCAGCGACAUGGGGUAGGGCAGCGGGCAUUCCUCGACAGAUUUCCUCUCCAGAAGUGGGCAACUGUCCACGACGUCCUCGAGAAGCACGCCGUCCGGCAGUAUUCGCGAUCAGUAAACCUCCGUUACAUCCUGGCACAGAAGAACUUAGCCGAGCUCAUCAAAAUACAGCCUCAAAAGCAGUCAUGUUUCGAUGUUGUAGCCGGGGUACGCUAUGGGCCGCCAAUUUUUGCUGCGCUAGCCACCGGGAGUACCGAAGCUGUUUGGGCGCUGCUAGAAGCCGAAGUGGAAGCCCAGCCAGUUGAGUCUCAGGGCCGCCUUCGGGAACAUUGCAAGCUGGGCUUCCAAAGCCGAAAGCAACUCGGAAAUCUUGGCGGCCUCAGCUUCGUAUUCGCGAAGACGAAGGGGGUGAUCGGUCACCUCGCAGAGCACGGCCACGAGCUCCUCGAUGUCCCCUGGCUAGACCUAUUAUGUCGCAUUGAUCCCUUCUUCGAGCGCCGAACGGCGCUAUUGUGCGCAGUCCGCGGCGGCCACACAGCCGCUGUGGAGACACUGUUUCGGAUGGGUGCCGAGAUCGAUCACGUAGAUAGGAAUGGCCAGACGCCGCUGUUAUUGGCUGCCCGGAAUGGUCACGACGCUAUGGUCAAGCUACUGCUUGACACAGGCAAAGUUGAUAUCGAUUCGAGAGAUAAUAUUGGCCAGAUACCGCUGUUCUGGGCUGCCCAGAAUGGUCACGACGCCUUGGUUAAGCUACUGCUUGACACAGGCAAAGUUGAUAUCGAUUCGAGAGAUAAGAAUGGCCAGACACCGCUGUUCUGGGCUGCCCGGAAUGGUCACGAUGCUGUGGUCAAGCUACUGCUUGAUAUGGGCAAAGUUGAUAUCGAUUGGAGAGAUAAUGGCGGCCGGACACCGCUGUCCUGGGCUGUCCAGAAUGGUCACGACGCUAUGGCCAAGCUACUGCUUAACACAGGCAAAGUUGAUAUCGAUUCGAGAGAUAAUGGCGGCCGGACACCGCUGUCCUGGGCUGCCCAGAAUGGUCACGACGCUGUGGUCAAGCUACUGCUUGAUACAGGCAAAGUUGAUAUCGAUUCGAGAGAUAAUGGCGGCCGGACACCGCUGUCCUGGGCUGUCCAGAAUG